GAACACCUGGGGGUGCCACUGAAGAAUGCGUGGAAAGUGGUCAACACUGUGCGGAGUCACUACUUCCUCUUCUACACCAGGACUGCAGAAGAGAAGCUGGAGUGGAUGAGGGCCUUUGGCCGGGAGCGGGCCCAGGUCAGGCAGGACCUGGAGCAGGGCAUCGUGUUCACGGAGCGCGAGAAGGAGGACGCGAGGAGGGCAGCACUGGCCACCAGGACCAACACCAAGUUCAACAAGAAGCCCAAGGGUAUGACUGCAGAAGAGAAGCUGGAGUGGAUGAGGGCCUUUGGCCGGGAGCGGGCCCAGGUCAGGCAGGACCUGGAGCAGGGCAUCGUGUUCACGGAGCGCGAGAAGGAGGACGCGAGGAGGGCAGCACUGGCCACCAGGACCAACAGCAAGUUCAACAAGAAGCCCAAGGGCAAGCCGAGCAAAGUGAAGCUGGACCCAGAUGUGAUGGCCAGCUUCAUGCGGCAGAUGAACCCCGCUUCAUAUUCUGCUGCUGGCUCCACCACCACCACCACUAACAAC
Notodromas monacha is the source of this 528-nucleotide messenger RNA. NCBI's taxonomy places the organism in Eukaryota, Metazoa, Arthropoda, Ostracoda, Podocopida, Cyprididae. The record is from the annotation of a GenBank genome assembly.